Molecule: messenger RNA, 1353 nt
Organism: Andrographis paniculata
Lineage: Eukaryota; Viridiplantae; Streptophyta; Magnoliopsida; Lamiales; Acanthaceae
Product: aspartic proteinase CDR1-like
Exons: 1
Coding region: 1-1353 (450 amino acids)
Biological process (GO): proteolysis
Cellular component (GO): extracellular region
Molecular function (GO): aspartic-type endopeptidase activity
Source: RefSeq, a predicted model, not a curated record
AUGGCGAUUGACAUGAAACCCUAUACAAUAAUCCUCUUCUAUUUUGCCCUAAUUUCUCUCCUCUCAAAUUUCAGGGUUUCUAUGAUUAUCAAUGCCGCAGCAGCUAACAUCACCGUCGUCGAUCUCAUCCCCAGAGAUUUACUGCUCAAUUCAUCACUAACACCCACGGAUCGUGUCAGAAAUUCUCUGCUACGAUCGGUUAGACGCGCCAAAUUCCUCGCCGCCGGAGCUUCCAACUUCAGCCGCCGCGAAUUGGCCGCCGCCGCCACAACCGACAUUGUCUACGACAGUAGCGAAUACUUCAUGAAAUUCUCCGUCGGCACGCCGCCGGUGGAAUUCCUAGCCAAAGUCGACACCGGCACCGACCUCACCUGGAUCCAAUGCACCCCCUGCACCAACUGCUACCACCAGACUCAGCCGCUGUUCGAUCGGAGACGAUCAUCGUCGUACAGGCAUGUCCCCUACAACUCCCGGACUUGCACGUCGUCUGUCGACUCUCCUGGCCUGGUUAAGUACUCCAGGGGCUCCGACGACAGGUGCGGCUAUUUAAUCGGGUACGGCGACGGCGCGACCAGCGCCGGAGAAAUCGCCGCCGAAAGGCUGACGGUCGGACAAUUGUCGGUGCCUGAAAUCAUCUUCGGAUGCGGACAUGAUAAUCGGGGAGAGUUCAGCGAAGGCAGCGCCGGAAUGGUCGGCCUCGCCGGCGGAAGUUUGUCGUUGAUAAAUCAGCUAGGGUCUUCGAUUAGGGGAAAAUUCGCCUACUGCCUACCGGAGGCGUCGUUCCACGCAGAGCCAGAUUUGGGGAACCUGAGCUUCGGCGGCGGCGUUUCGGGGCGGCGCGUGGUGUCGACGCCGCUGGUACGGAAAGCUGAGUCGCCGUACUACUACCUGACGCUGGAGGGGAUUACGGUGGGGAACCGCCGCCUGAAUUGGGGUUCAUCGAGCAGGUCGUCGGACGGCGAAGGCAACAUAGUUAUAGACACAGGAACGACGACGUCGAGACUUCCGGCGGAGCUGUACAGACAGGUGGCGGCGGCGGUGGAGAGGCAGGUGAAGCUGAAGAAGAAGAGGGAUCCGCAGGAGUUUUUGAGCGAUUGCUUCGAGGUGAAGACAAGCGACGACUAUGAGAAGCUUCCGACAAUGGUUUUUCAUUUCCGAGGUGGGGACGUUAAGCUGAGGAAUUACAAUGGUUUUGUGGAGACGGGGAGGAGAACUGCUUGCUUGGCGUUUAUGGCGGACACGUAUAACCUGCCGAUAUAUGGGACUUUAGCGCAGGGGAAUUUCAUUGUAGGGUAUGACUUGGAGAGGAUGACGGUUUCCUUUAAGAGAUCUCGUUGCAGCAGCGAAUGGUGA